CGGAAACCUUCUCUGCCAGCGCUCCCAGCGAUGGCCGGGUGGUGGGGCCAGGUCAGGAAGGGCAGGACAGCAGCUCCCCAAGGUUUCAUCCUGGUUAGCCCACCUUGGCCCGUUGCCCCUAUCCCACUUGUGGGUUACAAUUUUAUUUGCUCCUUUUCCUGAAAGGAUCUACAGACAGGUAGUUGCAGCUACAACAAUGAUAAGGACUCACUAGUUUUCUCAGCUGAUGGUGGUUGGACUGGUUUAUAGAAGCGUGUGGGGUCUGUGUUUGGUACUUUGGAAGAGGACAAAGGCAUAAGCCCCCAUGCUCCCCAUUUUCAGCCAGAUGGACAGCUUGUUUCUAGCGAACUGCCCCCAGAAGAUGGAUUGGAGCACUCUGCACACUAUUCUGGGGGGUGUCAAUAAACACUCCACCAGUAUUGGGAAAAUCUGGCUCACCGUCCUCUUCAUCUUCCGCAUUAUGAUCCUGGUUGUAGCUGCAAAGGAAGUGUGGGGAGAUGAGCAGGCUGACUUUGUCUGCAACACUCUGCAGCCCGGGUGCAAGAACGUGUGCUAUGAUCACUACUUCCCCAUCUCCCACAUACGGCUCUGGGCCCUGCAGCUGAUCUUCGUGUCCACACCGGCUCUCUUGGUGGCCAUGCAUGUGGCCUACCACAGGCAUGAGAAGAAAAGGAAGUUCAUUAAGGGGGAGAUAAAGAGUGAGUAUAAAGACAUCGAAGAGAUCAAAAACCAGAAGGUCCGAAUUGAAGGGUCACUGUGGUGGACCUACACCAGCAGCAUCUUCUUCCGGGUCAUCUUUGAAGCUGUCUUCAUGUACGUCUUCUACAUCAUGUAUGACGGGUUCUCCAUGCAGCGUUUGGUGAAAUGUAACGCCUGGCCGUGUCCCAAUACCGUGGACUGCUUUGUCUCCAGGCCCACAGAAAAGACUGUCUUCACCGUGUUCAUGAUUGCGGUGUCUGGCAUUUGCAUACUGCUGAAUGUCACUGAAUUGUGUUAUUUGCUAAUCAGAUAUUGUUCUGGAAAGUCAAAAAAACCAGUUUAAAACAUUAUCCAACUAUUAGAUAAAAAUAGACAGCAGGAAAAGAAUGAGGCAAUCAGUGCUUAGUUGUCAAGGCCGAGUCACCAGCAUUUCCCAAGGUCAAGAUUUUUAUCUUAAAUGUAUCCGAUUGAAACUUCUGUAGCUCUCACGUAAAAUUCCAAGUGCCUCUGAUGGCACCCUUCUCUCCUAAACUUAAAAAACAAAGACUUGAUCCUAUGCCUAUAUUGAUUUUUACUCAAAUUAGUUCCAGUGACACCCUGUGCUGGUAGAGGUUAUUCGUGCAAGGUAAUUUCAUAUUUUGAAGAAAGAAUAUUGGCAUUUGUUUCUAUUUCUUUGAGGAAAGGAGAGAAACAGCAGGUCCUAAAGAGAAUGCUGAGGAGAGUGGGUUGCUCCUCUUAUGGUUCUUUUGGCCAUUUUCCCAUUAAUUAAAGGUAAACUAGAUAACCUUGGUUCUUUUAUUCACUUUGGAAGUUCUAGUCUCUAACGAUGGACAAGGUUACCUAAUGCUUCAAACUGUCAUACUUUUUUUUAAGUGAACACUUGAAAAUACAUUCUUUUGGUCUACAAGACAUUCUGAAAACCAUUAUACAUUCCUGCUAUUUCAAAGGCUCCGAUAAUGAUAUGUAAAUGGUGUGUAAUUAGAUACUAUCAUUGCAUUUAAAAUGUGGCCUCUCGGUUAUGAAUAAUUUGCAGGGCCACUGUAUUAACUGUGGUAUGUAGUCCACAAAAGCAUUACCACCUCUCUCACAUGAAAUAAACUAGCAGUUCUUAGUGAUGGCUUGACAGCCAAUGGCCUCAUUUCACAACUUUAGGUGUAAUUUUGGAGGAGAAAUAUAGACAAUGUAUCACCAACUGCCACCAACUACAGGCUGGCUCAAGACACCCUGUCUAUCUUUUCAACAUUUGCCUUUUCCAUGACUGGUAAAGGGUGGGAACACUGAUUUAAAGCAGUUGUUUAGGACUAUUUUGUUGCCACAGUACAAAACAAAAUGGGGGUGGGGGUGGGGGGGGAGGUUCUAUUUUUAAAGAACAGAUGGAAAGACUAGACUCUAAAUUCUGGUGAUUAAAAUAUGAGUUUCAUCUAUUUUAAAAGUUUGUUUGCUUUCCUCUUCAGCUUCCAAUUUUUUAAAAGUGAAAAUAGAAUUAAUAGACAUUUUAAAAAAUAGACACUAUGGUUUAGAUAUAUUUAGCAUUUCUCUAGGACACAUUGAACCUUAGUAUUAUUAUCAUGAUGCUUGACCUGGUUUCCAAAAAAUUGUACUCAACAUUCUUCAAUGAGGGUAAACAUUUUUUCUUUUGCCAAGAAUAGCAUUAUAAAAAUAUUUUUGUAAUAAUAAACAAUAGCUUUAAGUA
Molecule: messenger RNA, 2392 nt
Organism: Eptesicus fuscus (big brown bat)
Lineage: Eukaryota; Metazoa; Chordata; Mammalia; Chiroptera; Vespertilionidae
Gene: GJB2
Product: gap junction protein beta 2
Exons: 2
Coding region: 305-1042 (245 amino acids)
Biological process (GO): cell communication
Cellular component (GO): connexin complex
Source: RefSeq, a predicted model, not a curated record